AUGCCAGAUCUAAAGAUUACCGAUUUUUUGACUAGAAUUUGCAGUGAUCAAGCGUUUCGUGACUCACUCACCUCUACAUUGGGUUGUUCACAAACCGAGUCUCAACUACAAAAAUUUGUGAGUAGCUCAAUCAAUGUGUCUGUUGAAUGGCGAUCACAAGAGCGCAUCACCUUACUCGGUGCAGUGUAUUCGAGCAGCAGUGUUGGACUCUUAGUGUGUAUUGAAUUUCUCAACGAAAAUUGGGAGGCAUACAGUAAUUUAAAUCCGGAAUUCACCGGAGUCAACCCACUUUAUCAAGCAAUGGUUGACAUGUCCACCUACAUAUUUAACAAUGAACAAGAAACCAAAUAUUUGGCGUUACUGGAUAAGGUAAAGGGCAGCGAUAAGCUGCCAAACGAUUUGGAGACUGUCGCCAAAGCAAAUAUUCAAUCUAAUUUUGACUGGUUGAACAAAAAUCGUGAUCCGAUUAUGCUCUGGAUGAAAAAGUACGCCAAGGUUGUCACACGCGGCGCUUUAGUAUAG
Molecule: messenger RNA, 522 nt
Organism: Anastrepha obliqua
Lineage: Eukaryota; Metazoa; Arthropoda; Insecta; Diptera; Tephritidae
Exons: 2
Coding region: 1-522 (173 amino acids)
Source: RefSeq, a predicted model, not a curated record